AUGUCCAUCGAUGGAUACCGCCUGUGGAGGUCCAGAAGGUCCCGCUUCAUCGCUGCGACCAAGUCCACGCUCUUCACCUUCCCGAGGUCGUUGCUGCCGCAGCAGAUGAGCAGGACAGCCGGGGCGGACCGUCCCCGUAGCAAGCGAAAAAGCCACGGCACCAGGCUGCUCCAGCGGAGUCCUCCGCGGCCAAACCACUGGACUGCCCGAAGUGCACAGAACAUCUUCCAUGACCUAGUGGAAAAGGAUGAUGCCCAGUGCCGCUAUCUACUGACGUAUAAGCUCAGUCAGGAUCACCUUGAGCUUUUCUUCUCCUCAGUUAGAGCACGUGGUGGAUUCAACAACAAUCCCACAACCACACAGUUCACUGCUGCCUACAAACGCCUUCUCGUCAGACAGCAGCCUGGACUCAUGGAUCGCAUCACCAGCCUGGACUCAUGGACCGCAGGACCAGCCUGGACUCAUGGACCGCAGGACCAGCCUGGACUCAUGGACCGCAGGACCAGCCUGGACUCAUGGACCGCAGGACCAGCCUGGACUCAUGGACCGCAGGACCAGCCUGGACUCAUGGACCGCAUCACCAUUCUUUCUAAUCCAGCUGAGCCAAGAGAAGCACUGAUCCUCAACACCUAA
Knipowitschia caucasica is the source of this 633-nucleotide messenger RNA. Lineage: Eukaryota; Metazoa; Chordata; Actinopteri; Gobiiformes; Gobiidae. The record is from the annotation of a GenBank genome assembly.